GCGUACGUGCGAGGCGAGCGUGAGAAGCUGGCCUCCUGGGUUGUCGCUGCUAGAGCGUGAACUGUGUCGCCCGCCUCCUGGCGGGUGCGGGCCGCCCACCCACGGCACCCUUGGCACCCUGCGCCGCCAUGUGGGCCGCCCUGAGGUCAGCCCUGCAGCCCUGGGCCUGCGCCGCUGCCUCUCGGCCGCGCACCUAUCACGGGGACGCGGUGACCUCGCUGGGCUCCCGGCCGGACGCGGGCUCCGCCAUGUACCAGGAGAACUACGAGCAGAUGAAGGCGCUGGUGAGUCAGCUCCGGGAACGCGCCAAGCUUGUGCAGCGAGGAGGCAGUGAAAAAGCCCGAGCACUUCAUACGUCAAGAGGAAAACUGUUGCCCAGAGAAAGAAUCGACAGUCUUAUCGAUCCAGGGUCUCCAUUUCUGGAGUUGUCCCAGUUUGCAGGGUACCAGUUGUAUGGCGAUGAAGAAGUCCCCGCGGGUGGCAUCAUCACUGGCAUCGGAAGGGUAUCAGGAGUAGAAUGCAUGAUUGUUGCCAACGAUGCCACUGUCAAAGGAGGCACCUACUACCCUGUGACCGUGAAAAAACACCUACGGGCACAAGAAAUUGCGUUGCAGAACCGGCUCCCCUGCAUCUACCUAGUUGAUUCAGGUGGUGCCAACUUACCUCGCCAAGCAGAUGGAUUUGCAGAUCGUGAUCACUUUGGCCGCAUAUUCUAUAAUCAAGCAAUCAUGUCUUCUAAAAAUAUUACUCAGAUCGCGGUGGUCAUGGGCUCCUGCACGGCGGGCGGCGCCUAUGUGCCCGCGAUGGCCGACGAGAAUAUCAUCGUGCGUAAGCAGGGGACCAUUUUCUUGGCAGGACCCCCCCUGGUUAAAGCGGCCACCGGUGAGGAGGUAUCUGCUGAGGAGCUUGGAGGUGCCGAUCUUCACUGCAGGAAGUCUGGAGUCACUGACCACUAUGCUUUGGACGAUCAUCAUGCCCUGCACUUAGCAAGGAAGAUUGUAAGGAGUCUGAAUUACCAGAAGAAAUUGGAUGUUACCGUGGAGCCUUCUGAAGAGCCUUUGUUCCCUGCCGAUGAACUGUACGGAAUAGUUGGUGCUAACCUGAAGAGGAGUUUUGAUGUCCGAGAGGUCAUUGCUAGAAUCGUGGAUGGAAGCAAAUUCAAUGAAUUCAAAGCAAUGUAUGGAGACACGUUAGUCACAGGAUUUGCUCGAAUAUUUGGAUAUCCCGUAGGUGUCAUCGGAAACAAUGGAGUUCUGUUUUCUGAAUCUGCAAAAAAGGGUACUCACUUCAUCCAGCUGUGCUGCCAAAGGAAUAUUCCUCUGCUGUUCCUUCAGAACAUCACUGGAUUCAUGGUUGGUAGAGACUAUGAGGCUGAAGGAAUUGCUAAAGAUGGUGCCAAGAUGGUGACUGCUGUAGCCUGUGCCAAAGUACCUAAGAUAACCAUCAUUAUCGGGGGGUCCUAUGGGGCUGGAAACUACGGGAUGUGUGGGAGAGCUUAUAGCCCAAGAUUUCUCUACAUGUGGCCAAAUGCUCGUAUCUCAGUGAUGGGAGGAGAGCAGGCAGCCAAUGUGUUAGCCACUGUAGCCAAGGACCAAAGAGCACGGGAGGGAAAACAGUUCUCCAGUGCUGAUGAAGCAGCCUUGAAAGAGCCCAUCAUUAAGAGGUUUGAAGAGGAAGGAAACCCUUACUAUUCUAGUGCAAGGCUGUGGGAUGACGGCAUCAUUGAUCCGGCUGACACCAGACUGGUCCUGGGUCUCAGUAUUAGCGUGGCCCUCAAUGCACCAAUCCAGAAGACUGACUUUGGCAUCUUGAGGAUGUAACUGGAAUCGGAUAUGUGCCAAAAACUAACACGUGUAGCAAUAGCCUUAAAGUUUUAGCUUUUUUAAAAAACGUGGCUAUUAGAAUAAUUUUUUUUCUAAACGCAGUGCAUUGUACUUUGCUACCUUAAAAAAAUCAUUGAGUAUGUUUAUUUGACAAGCAUCAAUUCCUUUUAAAUUUUCUUAGAGAAAUUUCUUUAGGGCUUAGUUUUACUGACUACGAAAUGAAGAAAGUAAUUUACCAUUAUCAUUUUUUAUCCCACAGGAAGUACGAAGAAUCCUAUAAUCUGUAAUUCCUGUUAUUAUUGAGAUCAUUAAUACGAAGUUGUGUUUCCACUGAAGUGAUCGUUUGGCUUCAUGAUAUUUUGACACUUGUUUUUAAAAAUCAUCUAUUACUUUUACCUUCAGCCGUUCUCCCAUCUCCUUCCCAUAGUAGUCAAACUUCUCCUUGUCUGCAGCCUGGCCUCUUUUCUACCCAUUCUCUCCUUCCUCUUGCCCCCACCACCAGCAGUUGUCCACCGCUAGCAAUUGUCCUCAGGGUCCCCAUUGAUCUCCAUGCUGUGGAAACCAGUUGGGCUGUCCCUCACCUUCGCAGAGGGAGUUCAGUGGCCCUCUGAUUGGCACUCUCUCGAUUUUCAUUGGUAAACAUGAGAAGAUUCUUAUUCUAAAAGAUACAAAUAACACACAAAUACCUAUUUUUAAAAAUUGUGGUAAGAUGCAUAUAAUAUAAAAUUUAUCUCAACUAUUUAUUUUUAUCUUUUCCUUUUUAUUGGUAUAUGUGUUCACCAUGCAUUUGUAUCUCACAUAUCAUUUUUACUUCCCCCUUCCCACUCCUCCUCCACGUCUUCUCUCAUUCCUAGAUCCCUUCCCAUCUCCGCACAGUCUUUCUUUCAGUUUCCUAUCUGUCUUUUAUUUUGCUGUUUACAUUUAUUUAUACUUUGGGUUUGUUAUGUAAGAGAAGGCAUGCAAUAUUUACGCUUCUAUGUCUGAUUUAUUUCACUUAGCAUUAUGGUCUCAAGGUGAAUCCAUUUCCCUACAGAUGACUCAAAUUUAUCCUUCUUUAUUCCUGAAGAGUACUCCAUUUGACCAUUUUUAAGCUCAAUAUAUUAAAUACCUUCAUAUUGUGCAGCUAUCACCACCAUCCAUCUCUAGAACUUUACCUUGUGUCUCCAAUGCCUGUCACUUGUAGAUGUGCAAUAUUUGUUGAGUGAAUGAAUGAAUGAAAAAAAUUGUGAAUUGUAAUUGCUGUCCUUAAACCACAAAGUUUUAAAAUUAGGUGAUUGAUUAUAUGACUUCAUGUGACAUCAGAUGUUUUGCUAAUAAAAUUAGCAUUCCAAACAUUUAUGUGAUACUCAA
Molecule: messenger RNA, 3173 nt
Organism: Heterocephalus glaber (naked mole-rat)
Lineage: Eukaryota; Metazoa; Chordata; Mammalia; Rodentia; Bathyergidae
Gene: Mccc2
Product: methylcrotonyl-CoA carboxylase subunit 2
Biological process (GO): L-leucine catabolic process
Cellular component (GO): mitochondrion; methylcrotonoyl-CoA carboxylase complex
Molecular function (GO): methylcrotonoyl-CoA carboxylase activity
Source: RefSeq, a predicted model, not a curated record